Fusarium redolens is the source of this 4404-nucleotide messenger RNA. RefSeq names its product ABC-2 type transporter-domain-containing protein. Bases 1 to 4404 code for a protein of 1467 amino acids. Gene Ontology annotation, molecular function: ABC-type transporter activity; ATP hydrolysis activity; ATP binding. Gene Ontology annotation, cellular component: membrane. The record is from RefSeq and is a predicted model, not a curated record. The transcript is spliced from 7 exons. NCBI's taxonomy places the organism in Eukaryota, Fungi, Ascomycota, Sordariomycetes, Hypocreales, Nectriaceae. Gene Ontology annotation, biological process: transmembrane transport.
AUGACGCCUCGACACUCAACAGAAAGUCCACCAGACUCAAUCGAAAUGGAGCAUUCAACUGGAAGCGAGGGCACAUACGCCCGCCCGUCGCCCCUCACACGAAGCAACACCAUGAUCAUAGACGAACAAGAUCAACAAGAACUCCAAAGAAUCGCGACAGGCAUUUCGCAGCGCCGCAGACAAAGCUUCGCUACAGUCCCCUCCAGAAUCCCUACUAUCAGUGAAGAAGACCCUGCAUUGGAUCCUACAAACAAAGCUUUCGACCUCUCAAAAUGGCUACCGGCUUUUAUGCAUCAAUUGCAGGAGGCGGGUGUAGGUCCCAAGAGCGCUGGUGUCGCGUUUAAGAAUUUGAGUGUCUAUGGUACUGGAGCAGCAUUGCAGCUUCAGAAAACGGUUGCAGAUAUUAUCCAGGCGCCACUACGCAUUGGAGAGCAUCUCAAGUCUGGGAAGAAAGAGCCAAAGAGGAUUCUUCACAGUUUUGAUGGCCUUCUUCGAGGUGGUGAGACGCUCAUUGUUCUUGGUCGUCCUGGCUCCGGAUGUUCUACGCUGCUCAAGACCAUGACCGGUGAGCUUGAGGGUCUUCAUCUUGGAGAGGAGUCGAUGAUUACCUACAAUGGUAUCACGCAGAAGGAUAUGAUGAAGGAGUUCAAGGGUGAGACUGGUUACAAUCAAGAGGUCGACAAACACUUCCCUCAUCUCACCGUUGGCCAGACCCUCGAGUUCGCUGCUGCAUGCCGUCUCCCUUCCGACCCCGAAAAGCUCGGCCUCGAUGGAACACGCGAGGAGACAGUCAAGAGCGCCACCAAGAUCGUCAUGGCUAUCUGUGGCUUGAGCCAUACAUACAACACCAAGGUCGGCAAUGACUUUAUCCGUGGUGUUUCAGGUGGUGAGCGAAAGCGUGUCAGUAUUGCUGAGAUGAUGCUUGCUCAAUCGCCAAUGGCUGCUUGGGAUAACAGUACACGAGGUUUGGACUCUGCGACUGCUCUCAAAUUCGCCCAAGCCAUUCGACUCGCUUCCGACUACACUGGCUCUGCCAAUGCCCUGGCAAUCUACCAAGCCAGUCAAGCCAUCUACGACCUCUUCGACAAAGCCGUUGUCUUAUACGAAGGUCGACAGAUCUACUUCGGUCCCGCCAGCAAGGCCAAGGACUACUUCGAGAGAAUGGGCUGGGAAUGCCCUGCUCGUCAGACCGCAGGCGACUUCCUUACAUCCGUCACCAACCCUCAAGAGCGAAAGGCAAGACCAGGUAUGGAGAACAAGGUCCCUCGUACCGCUGAGGAGUUUGAACUCUACUGGCAAAACUCACCUGAGUGUAAGAAGCUUCGCGAUGAAAUUGAGGUGUAUCAGCAGGAUUAUCCUUCUGAUAAUCGCCAUGAGGCUAUUGCGCCUUUGCGAGAGCGCAAGGCCCUAGUCCAAGAUAAGCAUGCUCGACCCAAGUCUCCAUACAUCAUCAGCAUAGCAACGCAGAUCCGCCUGACGACCAAGCGAGCCUACCAGCGAAUCUGGAACGAUCUCUCAGCAACUGCAACCCAUGUUGCCAUUGAUGUAAUAAUGGCGCUCAUUAUCGGUUCGGUAUUCUACGGCACUGGCAAUGGAUCUGCUAGCUUCUACUCCAAGGGAGCUGUUCUCUUUAUGGGUAUUCUCAUGAAUGCACUCGCCGCCAUCUCCGAGAUCAACAGCCUCUACUCCCAACGCCCCAUUGUCGAGAAACAUGCCUCGUACGCCUUCUACCACCCUGCUUCUGAAGCCAUUUCUGGUAUCGUUGCCGAUAUACCCAUCAAAUUCGUCUCGGCUACUGUCUUCAACAUCAUUCUCUACUUCUUGGCUGAUCUUCGUCGUGAGCCUGGUAACUUCUUCCUGUUCUUCCUCAUCACGUACAUCUCGACCUUUGUUAUGUCUGCCAUCUUCAGAACGAUGGCUGCUGUUACCAAGACGGUUUCUCAAGCUAUGAUGUUGGCUGGAAUUAUGGUCUUGGCUCUUGUUAUCUAUACUGGUUUCAUGAUUCGUGUCCCGCAGAUGGUCGAUUGGUUUGGUUGGAUCAGAUGGAUCAAUCCCAUCUUCUACGCCUUCGAGAUCCUCGUCGCCAACGAGUUCCACGGUCGCGAGUUUGACUGUUCACAGUUCAUCCCUUCUUAUCCUGGACUCACCGGCGAUACAUUUAUCUGCUCAGCCGUCGGAUCUGUAGCGGGACAACGAACAGUCAGUGGUGAUGCCUUCAUCGAAACCAACUACCAAUACUCGUAUUCCCACGUCUGGCGCAACUUCGGUAUCCUCAUGGCCUUCCUUGUCGUCUUCAUGCUUAUCUACUUCACCGCCACUGAGCUCAACUCCAAGACCGCUAGCAAGGCCGAGGUCCUCGUCUUUCAGCGUGGUCAUGUUCCUGCUCACCUUCAGGAAGGUGUUGACAGGAGUGUGACUAAUGAGCAGCUCGCUGUGCCUGAGAAGACCAAUGAGGGUCAGGACUCUACUGCCGGACUCGAGCCACAGACGGACAUCUUCACUUGGAAGGAUGUUGUCUAUGACAUUGAGAUCAAGGGUGAGCCGAGGCGUCUUUUGGAUCAUGUCACUGGUUGGGUCAAGCCUGGUACUCUCACGGCUCUGAUGGGUGUUAGUGGUGCUGGAAAGACAACUCUUCUUGAUGUUUUGGCUCAGCGAACUACCAUGGGUGUCAUCACGGGAGACAUGCUUGUCAAUGGAAGACCUCUUGAUGCCAGCUUCCAACGCAAGACAGGAUACGUCCAGCAGCAAGAUCUCCAUCUCGAAACUUCCACAGUCCGCGAGAGUCUCCGCUUCAGCGCCAUGCUUCGUCAACCAUCAACCGUGAGCGACGAGGAGAAGAACGAAUGGGUUGAGAAGGUCAUCGAUAUGCUUAACAUGCGUGACUUUGCCAGCGCUGUCGUCGGUGUCCCUGGAGAAGGUCUCAACGUCGAGCAACGCAAGCUUCUCACUAUUGGCGUCGAACUCGCUGCCAAGCCAAAGUUGUUGCUUUUCCUCGAUGAACCUACCAGCGGUUUGGACUCUCAGAGCUCUUGGGCUAUCGUUGCCUUCCUUCGCAAGCUUGCCGACGCAGGACAAGCUAUCCUCUGCACCGUCCAUCAGCCCAGUGCCAUUCUAUUCCAAGAGUUUGAUCGGCUUCUCUUCCUUGCUCGUGGUGGCAAGACCGUUUACUUUGGAGACAUUGGCCAAAACUCCCGUACUCUUCUUGACUACUUUGAGAAGGAGGGUGCUCGAGCCUGUGGCGAUGAUGAGAAUCCAGCUGAAUGGAUGCUCGAGAUCGUCAACAACGCUACUAGCUCUCAAGGUGAAGACUGGCACACUGUUUGGCAACGCAGCCAAGAGCGUGUCGCUGUCGAAGCCGAAGUCGGGAGGAUUGCAUCUGAAAUGUCAUCGAAGAACCCCCAAGACGAUUCUGCCAGCCAAUCCGAGUUUGCCAUGCCGUUCAGCGCACAGCUUCGAGAGGUCACCAUGCGAGUCUUCCAGCAGUACUGGAGAAUGCCCACGUAUAUCAUGUCGAAGCUUAUCCUUGGUAUGGUCUCGGCUCUCUUUGUCGGCUUCUCUUUCUACAAGCCUGAUAACACUAUUGCUGGCAUGCAGAAUGUCAUCUUCUCCGUCUUCAUGAUCAUCACCGUCUUCUCUACUCUUGUUCAACAGAUCCAACCGCAUUUCAUCACCCAGCGUGACCUGUACGAAGUUCGAGAACGGCCCAGCAAGGCAUACUCUUGGAAGGCUUUCAUCAUCGCCAACGUCAUCGUCGAAAUCCCCUGGCAGGCUCUUACAGGCAUUAUCAUGUAUGCCUGCUUCUACUAUCCUGUCGUGGGCGUUCAGAGCUCAGCCCGCCAAGGACUUGUCCUUCUCUUCAUGAUCCAGCUCAUGCUCUACGCCAGCUCCUUUGCCCAGAUGACCAUCGCUGCUCUUCCAGAUGCUCUCACUGCGUCGUCAAUUGUGACUCUCUUGGUUCUCAUGAGCUUGACCUUCUGUGGUGUUUUGCAGCCUCCCGAUGCUCUUCCAGGUUUCUGGAUAUUCAUGUAUCGCGUUAGCCCUUUUACCUACUGGGUGGGCGGCAUUGUAUCUACCGAACUGGGUGGACGUGCGGUCGAAUGUUCACGAUCCGAGGUCUCUAUCUUCAACCCUCCAUCUGGUCAGACUUGUGGUGAUUACAUGGCGGAUUAUCUGAAGCAGGCGCCCGGUCAGCUACAGAACCCUGAUGCGACAGAGCAGUGCCAGUACUGUUCUUUGUCGAACGCCGAUCAGUUUAUGGCUGGAAACCGGAUUUACUACACCGAGAGAUGGCGCAACUUUGGCAUUGUUUGGGCUUACAUUGGCUUCAACAUUUUCAUUGCUGUUGCAUCUUAUUAUAUGUUCCGCGUCAAGAAGUGGAACCUUGGAAAGAAGAAGAAGGCGUAG